AUGCGCCCGCGGAACCCGAACCGCGCCGCUCGCCGGCCCGUAUCCGAGCUCGGAGCGAUCCAGGCGCUGGUCCAAGCGCUCCAGGGCCACGUGGCCAAGCUGUCGCAGGAUCAGUGCGGCUGCCGGGUGAUCCAGAAGGCCAUCAAUGCCGUGUCCAAAGAGUCGCAGCAACAGAUCGCCCGAGAGUUGGAGGAGCACGUGGAGGAGUGCAUCCGGAACAUGCACGGGAAUCACGUGAUCCAAAAGUGCAUCGAGCAAAUGCCGCCGGACUCCGUGAACUUCAUCAUCAAAGCUGUGGAAAUGAAGGCGGAGGAAACUGCAAGGCAUGUGUACGGGUGCCGCGUGAUCCAGCGCUUGCUGGAGCACUGUGCCUCUGAGCAGCUGAAGCCGAUGCUGGAGCAGAUCCUCUACAACGUCGCGGUCUUGGCCAAGGACGCCUACGGCAACUACGUGGUGCAACAUGUGCUGGAGCACGGCCGCAAGGAGGACAAGCAGCGCAUCAUCCAAACCAUCCGGGGCCAAAUCGCGGACUUCUCCCGGGAGAAGUACUCCAGCAACGUGGUGGAGAAGUGCUUCGAGAUCGCCACAGUUGGCGAGCAUGCUGACAGCGACGUGAUCCAGCAGGAGCGGGCGGCGCUGAUGCGGACCGUCUUGGAAUCGCCGGAGGUGCUCUUGUCGAUGUGCACCAACACCUACGGCAACUAUGUGGCGUCGCCGGCGGGUUUCGGGAGUCUCCCUUCGUUUCAGCGGCCAACCGGUUUCAACGCCAUGUUGCGUCUUCGGGUGCAGCGCUUCAUCCCGCGCGCGGCUUCGGGAGCGCGCCUUUUCGCGGCGUCCGGGGCGGCAAAGGUGGAGAGUUUGUAUGAGCUCGCUUCAUCGCCAGGAGAUGAGUACCAUGUAGAUGGGGAUAGGGGCCGGCGACACGCUGGCGCGCUAUGGGCGCUGCCUGGGCUGCUCACAGUGGUUGAUUUCCAGAGGCGGGUGCUGCGCUCGGCCUGGGGCCUGGGCAAAGGCGCCUGCACGGCCAGCGGCUUCGCGGGGCUGGGCGCCUUCGGGCUGCUGCUCUGCCCGUACGUGGUGCAGCGCGCGCCUUUGGAGGAGGCAGACCGAGAGGCUCUGUGGGAGGACCUGCUGCAGAUCACCGCGGUCUCGGAGAGCGACCUGCUGAGUUUCGCCGAGCUCUGGGCGGCGGUGGUGGAGCUGCGUCUGCCGCCGCUGUCCUUCCACGACCUACAGCGGCCCCUGGGCUUCCGCGGCUUCGAGCUCCUGGGGCGCUUCACCUUCGCCUGCUACUCCGACGCCUCCGGCGUGAUGACAUUGCCGGAGUUUACCUGUGCCGUGCACAAAAUGGUGGACCUGGCCCUAGAGGUCCACAGCCAGGCCCAUGGGGGGCGCACCGACCGCGUGGCGCGUGCGCGCCUGGUGCGGCACCUCUCGCAGCUCAUCGCGCCGGCAGUGUUCCGUGUGUUGGACUUCGACCAGAGUGGUGACAUCGGCACUUUCGAGUUCCUCCGCGGGGCGCUGCUGCUGCUCUGUACGGUGCAGGGCGCGCCGCUGGACACCCCGCAGCUGGCGGAGUUGGCCUUCCGCGUGGUGGACGCGGACGGCAAGGGCCGCGUCACCCACACGGACCUGGCGCGCUGGGUGCAGCUCGGAGUUCAGGAGGGCGUGGUGGAGCACGAGCUGCAGCUGGAGCCAGUGGGCCCGUGGGGCAUCUUUGGGACUCGCACCUUGACACCCCAGCAGUUGGCGCGGAAGUGGGUGAGGGAGGCGGACCUGGACCGCGACGGCACGCUGCGGCCCGAGGAGUUCGGGCUGCUGGCCCCAAGGCUGCGGCUGCACCGGAUCCUCGCCCGGCUCUGCGGGAAGUACACCGAGCGCCUGCCGACGGCCGGGGUCUGA
Messenger RNA from Effrenium voratum, 1902 nucleotides. NCBI's taxonomy places the organism in Eukaryota, Dinophyceae, Suessiales, Symbiodiniaceae. The record is from the annotation of a GenBank genome assembly.